AUGGCUAUUGAAAAUGGUCACUCCAACGGACAUGCUAACGGUAAUGGUGCUGUAGCACCUAUCGAUGAGAGCAUCGCUGUCAAAGCCAAUGCCAUUGACAAGGUUCCUCAAUUGCUCGAGGAGAUUGCUAAACAAGGCAAAGCUCUCACUCAGGAUGGAGCCCAGAACCGUCGCCAACUCUUGGAGUCGGUUCGCUCUUUAUCAUAUGCUCUUGAAACUCCCCGUGAAGCUAUGAUUCGCUACUGUUGGUCUCAGCCCACUAUCUUUGCUGCCAUUGAGCUAGGUAUCAAUCUAGGCCUUUUUAAGGUGCUGGCCAAAGAUGACAAGCCCAAAACCGCCGUUGAGCUAGCUGAAGCUACUGGUGCGGAACCAGUCUUUCUCAGUCGUAUUUUGAAGCAUCUUGGCGCUAUGGGUGCCAUCUACGAAGUUGGGCCUAAUACUUAUCAACCAACCAACUUUGCUAAGACAUUGACUAUCCAGAAAUAUGCAGACUCCUUCCCCUGCAUGAAUGACUGCAUCAACUCUGCUAUCCUAGCUUUCCCCCAAUGGGUUAAGAAGAACGGCUACCGAGCGCCAACCGAUGGCAAGAAUACCGCCAUGCAGUUAGGCUUUAACACCGAUCUGCAUUUUUUUGAGUACCUAGCCACCAACCCGGAAUUCCCUGUCCGUUUUAUGAAUCACAUGUCGGCCUAUCACCAGGGUCGACCCAGCUGGAUGGACCCUGGCUUCUACCCUGUCCAAGAACGUUUAGCUGCUGGCUUGGAUACCAGUGCACCCUUAUUGGUGGAUGUGGGUGGAAGCACUGGUCAUGAUCUCCAGGAGUUCCGUCGCAAGCAUCCCGAAGUCCAGGGUAAGCUUGUGCUUCAGGAUCUUCCCGAGGUCAUUGAAAAGGCCAAGCUGCUUGUAAUCCCUGAGAUUGAGGCAGUGGAGCACGACUUUUUCAAGGAGCAACCAAUCAAGGGUGCUCGUGCAUAUUACAUGCACUCCAUCCUCCACGACUGGCCUGACAACAAGUGCAAAGAAAUUUUAACCAACCUUGCCCAGGCCAUGAAGCCAGGAUAUAGCAAAAUCUUGAUCAACGAGAAUGUCAUCCCAGACAUGGAUGCUGACUGGCAAACUACUUCUUUGGAUGUCGUUAUGAUGACCUUGUUCGCGUCUCAGGAGCGCACAGAGCGCCAGUGGCAUGCUUUAGUUGAAUCCGCAGGCUUGAAGAUUAUUAACAUCUAUACUGCCGAAAAGGGUGUCGAGAGCUUGAUUGAAUGCGAGCUUGCUUGA
Talaromyces amestolkiae is the source of this 1275-nucleotide messenger RNA. RefSeq lists its product as uncharacterized. Gene Ontology annotation, molecular function: O-methyltransferase activity. The record is from RefSeq and is a predicted model, not a curated record. Lineage: Eukaryota; Fungi; Ascomycota; Eurotiomycetes; Eurotiales; Trichocomaceae. Bases 1 to 1275 code for a protein of 424 amino acids. The transcript has 5 exons.